AUGGAGGUGACUGUGGUCCUGAGCCUCAUAGAGAGGGAAAGUGAGGUGAACACCAGCAUUCGUCUCUGUCCGCUUCUUGACGGCAGAUGCAGUGUGGCAGCCAGCUGCCUCAAGCUCCUCAUCCUGAGCUUUCCCUGCCACCAUGGACUGUACCCUCAAACUAAGGAGGGGAUGGGGGUCACUGGACUCUGUUUCCAACCGCUUCCCCCAGUUACCUGUGAUUCUGCCCUAAUUGCCCUUGGCCUUGUCUCUGCAGAGCUGCUGGAGUUAAAGGAAGGGGACCGCAUCCCUCCAGCUGCUGGGGAGUCAUCACCCAUGUGCAGUGCACAUCUUCCGUGCAGGUUGCUCUGGGCUCACUCUCAACCCUGCCCUGUAGCCCUUCACCUAUUCUCUGGUUCCGAUCUCCACGAACAGCAACAUCAUCCAUUCAGUUCUAGGAUCCAGAAACCUGGCCCAAGCCACUACUGUACCAUAGCCACCCAACAAAACCAGAUCCUUGCCUGGCAGCUGUUAGAGAACCCAGACUCCUCCGUCUCCACCCCAGGUGCUGUGAAUGGUGCACUGUCAGCGAUCAAUGGGAGUGGCUGCCAUCUGUGGGAAAUUCAUGUUGGAAAUUGA
Mastomys coucha (southern multimammate mouse) is the source of this 618-nucleotide messenger RNA. RefSeq lists its product as uncharacterized. The record is from RefSeq and is a predicted model, not a curated record. Lineage: Eukaryota; Metazoa; Chordata; Mammalia; Rodentia; Muridae. The transcript has 5 exons. The coding region runs from base 1 to 618 and encodes 205 amino acids.